AUGAAUACACAGUUCCCAGCAAUUUAUGAUUUUCCGCCGUUAUAUACGCGACAGCCGAAUUCACUCAUCCGUGAGCAACAAUUGGACACUUGGGUUGACGUUCUGUUGCAAUAUGCAAAGGCGAACCGUAUUUGGCUCAUGGCCAGCGACGGACAUCCUCUAGAUCCACGGGGAGAGCAAAGCAUAUUUGUUAAUUUUAAACUAGAUCGACAGGUACAAGGCCCAUUCACUCAGGAGAUCUGGUCACAUGCGCUACGAAAGGGUGUUGUGCUCAAGGAUGCCAAUGAUAGUUACUUUAUCCUUUGGAAGUCUCUCGAGUCAUGGAGCUCCCUGAUGCUACAGUGGUUCGAAACAUGUGGUAAACUUAACCAAGUCGUUACAAUUUACGAGAUAGUCAGCGGCGAUGAUUCGUCUACAUGGGAAUUUCACGGCAUGAACGAACGAGUUUGCGAGCUCGCACUAGGUAAACUGGUGGAAAGGGGCAGGGCCACUUUGAUCAGAAAAGACGCUAAAGUAGUUGCGGUGAAAAUUGUGUAA
Molecule: messenger RNA, 537 nt
Organism: Eremothecium sinecaudum
Lineage: Eukaryota; Fungi; Ascomycota; Saccharomycetes; Saccharomycetales; Saccharomycetaceae
Gene: VPS25
Product: ESCRT-II subunit protein VPS25
Exons: 1
Coding region: 1-537 (178 amino acids)
Biological process (GO): protein transport to vacuole involved in ubiquitin-dependent protein catabolic process via the multivesicular body sorting pathway
Cellular component (GO): ESCRT II complex
Molecular function (GO): protein homodimerization activity; structural molecule activity
Source: RefSeq, a predicted model, not a curated record